AUGAGUGCCAUCCGAGGCAUUCUCAACGUCUUCAGGCCCCGGGCCAGGCCUGUGGGCAUCAUCAACCUUAAACCCCUCAGCGACUCCAACGCCCGUGUGGGGAGAGCCUUUCUGGAGCGCUGCAACCCCUUUAGAGACCUGCCCCAGGACGCCAAAGUCGAAAACACCUUGUGCGAAGUGCGCUACAUCGACCGCACGCUGCGCGACUCGCUGGUCCCCACGUCUUUGCCGGGCGAUGAUUAUCACUUGUGUUCCAAGCUGCUGCGCAGCCUUGAGACGCGCCGCGAUUUGACCUGGUUGGUCCUUCGCGAGACGGAUAUAAGGGACACCAUCAGCGCUAUCGCGCGCAGAGGCGGUCGGCGUGCUCCUAUUCCCAACGAGCCUCACGACAUCCAUAGCCGCGCGAAAGCUCUCGAACGUCAUUGGUCAGCGCUGGAAAAAUGCCACACCAAGCUCAGAGAAUGGGAGCCCAAAUAUGCGACGCAAUCUCAACCGCCGCUCUUGGAUGAGAAAGAUGGUUCGACACUUGAAUUGAGCGACGAGCAGGCUGCGCAAGCGGAGAUGGAGUAUCGUGAAUGGCGAUCUGAUCGAGAUAGAAAAGUCUCCUAUCUCAAGACGAAUCCUCCCGAGCCUGCGACUUUUGUGCCAGUUGAGCGUCGCGAUAUCCAGACCGAUGAGACUUGGAAUAUCCUACCGCCGUCUGAAAGCCAAUACGGCAUGCGACUUCUGCCUGUCUGGACACCAAUCUUCUUCCAAGAGGUGCCCCUCGACUGGGAGAACCCCGAUCCAUCGCUAAGAAGCACGUGGGGUGAAAAGAAGCGAAGAGAGGAAUUUAGAAGAAGAGAGAAUGAUCGAAGAGAGAAGAAGUAUGAAUUUCAAAAACAGCUUCAAAAGGAGAUGAGUAAGGAGUUAUAA
Molecule: messenger RNA, 915 nt
Organism: Fusarium sp. VM40
Lineage: Eukaryota; Fungi; Ascomycota; Sordariomycetes; Hypocreales; Nectriaceae
Source: the annotation of a GenBank genome assembly